Molecule: messenger RNA, 1078 nt
Organism: Pelagomonas calceolata
Lineage: Eukaryota; Pelagophyceae; Pelagomonadales; Pelagomonadaceae
Source: the annotation of a GenBank genome assembly
UUAGCUAGCGCCUGUAAGCCACUAGCCGGCAGCCAAAAAAUCGACGUCGGCUGCCAAACCGCCGUGCACGCGCCGAUGCGUCGAUGCGAGGUGCCGUAGGCAGCAGCAUGCUUCGAUGGGCAGCACUAUUACCGCUCAUCGAUGCCCUGAACACGUCCACCCUAAACCAAUGGCACCACGCCCAGCAAUCACCCAUCUGCAGCCGCAAUACGUCCCUGAGCAAAGCGAUCGGCGUCAUCCCGCCCUUGAUCAACACGGUCUACUACACCGGUCGAAGCGAUUCCGAUUUAAAACACCUCACAGCUGCACACGGCGGCGCCACGUGGCCCGCGGCCUCGACCGACAUAAGGUGGCCGUCGCACUACCGCUUUUUGUACUAUGAUGAUGACGCUAUGAUGAAGAGCAUGGCCCAGCUGGAUCCGUUACUUGCGGAGGUCGGUGUGCGCGGCACGCUCAAAGCCUUCCGAGCUUUGAGGCCGGGCGCGUUCAAGGCCGAUAUUUGGCGCUAUGCCAUGUUGUGGGCCUGCGGCGGCAUCUAUGUCGACGGCAAGAUGCGCCUCGCGCAGGACUGGGACGCGUUUCUGCGGAAGGAAAUGACCAUAGGCAAGUACACAUUUGAUGAUGGCGGAGACCAUCUCAUAAGCUGUAUAGACCGGUGGGUGACGCGUUUAGACCGGAACCAGACGAUCAAAGGGGUCUGGCAAGGUUUACUUGUCUCUACGCCGCGGCACCCCGAUUUGCUGCGAGUGUUGCGGCAUGUCGUCGACAAUGUGGAGAAGAGAAGGUACUUCCCGGACGAGGGCAAGCUCGAGAUGUUGUAUGUGACGGGCCCCGCGGCGUUUGCGCGCGCGACGCAGACCCCGGGCUCGGGCUGGAAAGGUAGAAUUCAUCUGCCCUGCCACAUGGGGAACCACGGUCCUCAGUUGCGGACGAUCUGGGGCUCGGGAUCUGUGUUGUUCGUGCAGGACGCGCAGCUGCACGAGGGGUUGCGAGGCGGUCCGGACCAGAGCUACCCGGAGCUGUACAAGAAGCACCUGACGUACGUGGACGAUGUAGGUACAUAAAUACGUCUUCCUUC